UUGUAAACUUAUGGUUUCUUGGGUGUAAUUGUAGAUAAUGAUUGUAUAUUUCGCCGAAUUUAUGAAUUCUCUUUGAUAAUAAUGUAAAUACAAAUAGAAUUCAUAUCGCAGUGUUUUUACAGUACCGCAACUUAGCUGACGUUACCAUUUUCGUCUGAAUGCCACGAAACAAUGACUGAACACGAAUCGAAAAGUUUGUUAGCAAAAUACGUGACUAUUUUCCUUGUGGUUUCCGGCUACUGGUUUGUCUCAAUAUGCACGGUUUUCGUGAACAAAACAUUACUGAGCAAUAUAAAUUUGGAUGCACCCAUGUUCAUUGCGUUCACACAAACACUAAUUACUGUGUUCAUUUGUUUGUUCAAAAAACAGCUCAGCAAAAUGUUUCCUGAUAAAUUUCACUUUCCUGAUACAGACGUUUGGGAUUGGUACACGAUUAAGGCCAUUGCACCAGUCUCAAUCAUGUUCACCUCAAUGAUUGCAACAAAUAAUUUGUGCCUAAAAUAUGUAUCUGUGGCAUUUUAUUACAUUGGAAGAUCUUUGACUACAAUUUUUAAUGUCUGCUUGACUUAUUUAAUUUUGGGUGAAAAAACAUCAAAAAGGUGUAUUUUUUUCUGCCUUGUGAUAAUUUUUGGUUUCUAUUUAGGAGUAGACCAAGAAAAUAUUGCAGGCAGUUUAUCAGUAAUGGGAACAUUGUUUGGCAUAUUAGGAUCUCUAUCCCUUUCACUAUUUUCAAUAUUCACCAAAAGGGUGUUGCCAAAAGUAAAUGGUGAAGUUUGGGCGUUAUCAUAUGCCAACAAUGUAUAUGCCACAAUUUUGUUCAUACCAAUGAUGAUAGUCAAUGGUGAAAUCACUCAAUUAAUUAACUAUAAGGACAUUUUCGAUUCGUAUUUUUGGACCAUUAUGGUGAUAGGGGGCAUAUUUGGAUUUGCCAUUGGUUUCUUCACUUCAUUACAAAUAAAGUUCACAUCAGCUUUGACCCAUAAUAUCUCUGGUACUGCCAAAGCAUGUGCCCAAACAGUCCUGGCCACAUACUGGUACCAAGAAACAAAAUCAUUACUGUGGUGGACCUCCAACAUGAUAAUAUUGCUUGGGUCCGCCGGUUAUGCAAGGGUGAAACAAUUGGAUAUGGAGAAAAAACAUAGGGCAACACCUACAUACAAUAGACCCACUUUUUUUUGAGGCGCCAGUAUUAAUUGGUACCGAGAUAUAAUUCUUUUAUCUAAAAUGUCCACUCCUUAGGCAAAACUACCUGUGAUAUUAUUUGAUUACAUCUUAAUACCAAUUUUAUUCAUUGUUUUGUUCCAUCUUUAUUGAAUAUAUUGAACUGUGUUUUAUAAAUAAAAAUAUUUAACCAA
Molecule: messenger RNA, 1355 nt
Organism: Aethina tumida (small hive beetle)
Lineage: Eukaryota; Metazoa; Arthropoda; Insecta; Coleoptera; Nitidulidae
Gene: nac
Product: GDP-fucose transporter 1
Exons: 6
Coding region: 172-1179 (335 amino acids)
Biological process (GO): protein O-linked glycosylation via fucose; GDP-fucose import into Golgi lumen
Cellular component (GO): Golgi apparatus
Molecular function (GO): antiporter activity
Source: RefSeq, a predicted model, not a curated record